Corvus hawaiiensis (hawaiian crow) is the source of this 1365-nucleotide messenger RNA. It is a transcript of the gene SOX1, whose product is annotated as SRY-box transcription factor 1. Gene Ontology annotation, biological process: regulation of DNA-templated transcription; anatomical structure morphogenesis; cell differentiation. The record is from RefSeq and is a predicted model, not a curated record. Gene Ontology annotation, molecular function: RNA polymerase II cis-regulatory region sequence-specific DNA binding; DNA-binding transcription factor activity, RNA polymerase II-specific. The transcript has a single exon. Bases 159 to 1283 code for a protein of 374 amino acids. NCBI's taxonomy places the organism in Eukaryota, Metazoa, Chordata, Aves, Passeriformes, Corvidae.
UUUUUUUUUUUUUUUUUUUUUUUUUUUUUUCUUCACACGGCGGUCGCUACCUAGAUACAAACGGGUUUCGCCUCGCUCACUCACCGUCCUCCCGGGCUCCUCUAUGUUUGAUUCAUUUUUCACGUCUGGCACCGGUGGAAAAUAAAAAAGCUAUUUGAAUGUACAGCAUGAUGAUGGAGACGGACUUGCACUCCCCUGGCGGAGCCCAGGCCCCCACGAACCUCUCGGGGCAGACCGGAGCGGGAGGCGGCGGCGGCGGCGGCGGCGGCGGCGGCGGGGGAAACAAAGCGAACCAGGACCGGGUCAAGAGACCCAUGAACGCCUUCAUGGUGUGGUCGCGGGGCCAGCGGCGGAAGAUGGCCCAGGAGAACCCCAAAAUGCACAACUCGGAGAUCAGCAAGCGCCUGGGAGCCGAGUGGAAAGUCAUGUCGGAGGCCGAGAAGAGACCGUUCAUCGACGAGGCGAAGCGGCUGCGGGCGCUGCACAUGAAGGAGCAUCCGGAUUAUAAAUACCGGCCACGGCGGAAGACCAAGACCCUGCUCAAGAAGGACAAGUACUCGCUGGCCGGGGGGCUGCUGAGCGCCGGGUCGGCCGGGGGAGGCCCGGCCGGCGUCGGCGUGGGCAUGGGCGUCGGCGUCAGCCCGGGCGGCGUCGGGCAGCGGCUGGAGAGCCCCGGCGGCACGGCCAGCGGCGGCUACGCGCACAUGAACGGCUGGGCCAACGGCGCCUACCCGGGCUCGGUGGCGGCGGCGGCGGCGGCGGCGGCGAUGAUGCAGGAGGCGCAGCUCGCCUACAGCCAGCACCCUGGCAGCGGGGGGCACCCGCACCACCCGCACCCACAUCACCCGCACCACCCGCACAACCCGCAGCCCAUGCACCGCUACGACAUGGGCGCCCUGCAGUACAGCCCCAUCUCCAACUCGCAGGGCUACAUGAGCGCCUCGCCCUCGGGCUACGGCGCCCUGCCCUACGGCUCCCAGCCCCACCAGAACUCGGCGGCGGCGGCGGCGGCAGCGGCAGCGGCGGCGGCCGCCUCCUCGGGUGCGCUGGGCGCCCUGGGCUCGCUGGUGAAGUCGGAGCCCAGCGUGAGCCCGCCCGUCACCUCGCACUCGCGGGCCCCGUGCCCCGGGGACCUGCGGGAGAUGAUCAGCAUGUACUUACCGGCCGGGGAAGGCGGGGAUCCGGCGGCCGCUGCCGCCCAGAGCCGGCUCCACUCCCUGCCCCAGCACUACCAGAGCGCCAGCACGGGGGUGAACGGCACCGUCCCCUUGACGCAUAUCUGAGCCCCCGCCGGCACUGGAGUGCCGGAGGCAGCCACGGGCGCGGCACCGGCUCGGCCGCCGGCCCCGGCCCCGGGCCGGCCCG